Molecule: messenger RNA, 627 nt
Organism: Talaromyces marneffei
Lineage: Eukaryota; Fungi; Ascomycota; Eurotiomycetes; Eurotiales; Trichocomaceae
Exons: 4
Coding region: 1-627 (208 amino acids)
Source: RefSeq, a predicted model, not a curated record
AUGCGUUUGGUCCCCCUUCGUCAACAAACUCGAGGCGCGUCUCCGCGAGCCGGAAUUUUUGGCGGAUACGCAGCUCAUCAGUUAACGGAAAGUGGUAUCCUACCAGAUCUGAAUGAACACUUGUCACCUGCAGAGAAGACCAUGGACCAGGCUCUAAGAGCUUUAUUGGAAGAUAAGCUCUAUUUUUACAAUGGAAACGAACGCUGGAAUGAAAACUACUACACCAUGCGCGACGGGGUAAUGGCAUCUAUCCCAUACCCAAUCCGCGUGAUAGUAGGACUUUUAGCCUGGCGCAAUAACAACGCUGGCCUAUAUAGUCAAGGAACAGGCCGUUUUUCUGCAGAGGAGAUACAUUCUUUCCGAGACAAGAUCUGGCACAGUCUAGACGAUCUGCUGGCGGAGUCAAGACAUAAGGCUCCUUCGGGUCAGAAAGUUUUUUGGGCUUUGGGGGGUAAGGGGCCUACAGAGGCUGAUACCAGUUUGUUUGCGUUUGUUAUCGCUGGCUUGGUUUGUGAUGCUGGCCCGGAUUCGAGGAAGUUGAUUCGCACAUUACCGAAUGUAAUUGACUACGCGCGGAGGAUUCAUGAGGAGUAUUUCGCUGACUAUGAGGCGCCUGCAUGGGAGUGA